Molecule: messenger RNA, 4896 nt
Organism: Labrus mixtus (cuckoo wrasse)
Lineage: Eukaryota; Metazoa; Chordata; Actinopteri; Labriformes; Labridae
Gene: nr2c2
Product: nuclear receptor subfamily 2, group C, member 2
Exons: 15
Coding region: 170-2059 (629 amino acids)
Biological process (GO): cell differentiation; anatomical structure development; positive regulation of transcription by RNA polymerase II
Molecular function (GO): nuclear receptor activity; zinc ion binding; RNA polymerase II cis-regulatory region sequence-specific DNA binding
Source: RefSeq, a predicted model, not a curated record
AAAAAAAAAAACUGCAACCAUCACCGACGCGCUGGUGGUGGGGGUCACGAACUAUGACCUUUAACAGAAGAAAACCAAAACAAACAUUUUUAUAAAAAAGGACGAGAGCGCCAAAUCUGUGAGCAGUGUUGAUUGGAGACCUCACUAAUGUCCUUACAUCAUCAGGACCAUGAACCUGAAUCUGCUCUCGCAGCAGAAAUUGGGCUCUGAGCACGAGGGAGAGGGGUCAUGCUCUCCUUCAGACUCGAUGAUGAGUGAGUCGCCACAGCGCUUUCAGGUCAUCUCCACUGAACCUACCACAACACCACAGCGAAUACAGAUUGUAACCGACCAGCAGACAGGUCAGAAGAUCCAGAUAGUGACAUCAAUCAAGCCCCCUAGUGCUCAGAAACAACAAUUCAUUCUGACUACGGCUGACAGUUCAGGGGCAAGCAAGGUUAUCCUGACCUCAUCAGACAGCCAAAAUGCUAAGCAGCUCAUCUUCACUGCUGCAGACAGCCUGCUGCCUGGAAGGAUACAGAUUGUAACAGACCCAGUGUCAAUGGAGAGGUUGUUUGGGCAGACAGGGGACUUGGGGCGAGCACAGCCAGUGGAGUACUGUCUGGUGUGUGGGGACAAGGCCUCAGGUCGUCACUACGGAGCGGUCAGUUGUGAGGGAUGUAAAGGCUUCUUCAAGCGGAGCGUGAGGAAGAACCUGACGUACAGCUGCCGCAGUAAACAAGACUGUGUCAUCAACAAACACCACCGCAAUCGCUGCCAGUUCUGCCGGUUGAGGAAAUGCCUUAAUAUGGGGAUGAAGACUGAGUCUGUCCAGAGUGAGAGAAAGCCCAUCGAUGUAUUGCCCAGAGAGAAGCAUGCCAACUGUGCUGCCUCCACCCAAAAGAUCUACAUUCGCAAAGAUCUAAACAGUCCACUUAUUGCCACGCCAACCUUUAUCUCAGAUACAGAGACAGACGGCUCCAGAUCCAGCCUGCUGGACCAGGGGAUGCUGGUUAAUAUCCAGCAGCCGAUCAUCCAGAGUGAUGGAACUCUGCUGCUGGCAGCUGACUCAAAGAUGGAGUCUGGUCAAGGGGACUUGGGGACACUGGCCAAUGUGGUGACAUCAUUGGCAAACCUGAGUGACUCACUGAAAGAGAAUCUAAACAACAGUGAUACCUCGGACAGCCAACAGGAGGAGCAGUCUGCCAGCGAGAUAACACGUGCCUUCGACACCCUGGCCAAAGUUUUCAGCCCAACUGAAAUGGGUUCCGGACAGAGACUGGCAGAUAAGUCACAUUGUGUGGGUGGAACAACCAUUCAGCUGAUUGGCCGAGACCAGGAGACCCCCAUCAUUGAGGUUGAAGGACCACUGCUCACAGAUAGCCAUGUUGGUUUUAAGCUGACCAUGCCAAGCCCUUUGCCCGAGUAUUUGAAUGUACAUUACAUCUGUGAGUCGGCGUCCAGACUUCUCUUUCUCUCCAUGCACUGGGCACGAUCGAUCCCUGCCUUCUCAGCUCUUGGUCUGGAGGCACACACUUGUUUGGUGCGAGCCUGCUGGAAUGAGCUGUUCACUCUGGGUCUGGCUCAGUGCGCUCAUGUGAUGAACCUGUCAACUAUCCUCACUGCCAUCAUCAACCACCUUCAGAGCAGCAUCCAGGACGACAAGCUUUCGGGGGAAAGGGUGAAGCAGGUGAUGGAGCAUAUUUGGAAGUUCCAGGAGUUCUGUAACAGCAUGUCGAGGUUGGACACGGACAGCUACGAAUAUGCCUACCUGAAAGCUAUUGUAUUGUUCAGCCCUGAUCAUCCAGGUGUGGACGGCAGCGGGCAGAUUGAGAAGUUCCAGGAGAAAGCUUUGAUGGAGCUGCAGGACUAUGUGCAGAAAACCUAUCCAGAAGACACCUACAGAUUGACUCGUAUUCUGACUCGUCUCCCAGCACUUCGCCUCAUGAACUCGAGCAUCACAGAGGAGCUCUUCUUCACUGGCUUGAUCGGUAACGUGUCUAUUGACAGCAUCAUUCCCUACAUCCUCAAGAUGGAGACGGCUGAGUAUAACAGCCAGGACUCUGACCCUUCAGAAUGACAGCCAAUCACUUCGACACUCCAGCACCCAGAACUUUCAAAUGAGUGAGUCUCCACUUCAGGUACGCUGUAUGUCUCUCAUAGGGUUAACUGUUGAACCCAGGUCCAAAUACCUGCAGGGGACCCCUUGUUUUCCUACAAUACAUGGUGCAUAGUCAUUCAGGAAUCCCUACAUGAAAAAAAUAUUCUGGUAUUUGAAAUCCAGUAUGACACUUGGAAUGUUUUCUGAUGCUCAGGCAGUUCAGUCAUCUUGUGUUUUGGGCCUAAACUGGGUAACUCUGAGCUGAAUUCAAAACAGGAAUCCUCUGCAGCUGCAUCUGUACUCAUCCCCUUGAUGUUUUUAAAGCACUUACAAAGCCUUAUCAUGCUCUCAUGUCGACCACAUUCAUAAAUGAUCUUAAGUUUAUUUCAGAUAUCAGAUACAUUUUAAUGAUAAUAAAAACCUAAUAGAAAUCUUAAAAAGUGAAAGUAUAACUGCAUCUUUUUAAAAAGCAGAAUCUGAUAAAGUAAAGUACUAACUCUUAAGUGUUUUAAACUGUUAAGGAUGUUCUAGUAUUGGUAUUUGGGAACAUUUUGAGUGCAUCAGUAUAAAGUGGUAUUACAAUGAUAGUGAUUUGGUGUUGACAAUUGAGGCUGUUACAGAGACCACUUGAUGCUCUUCUGAACGUCAUACUACAAAGAAUUGAAGACUGCUUGGCAUUAUUUUCUUGUUUUUAUGUUGUCAAACUGAACAGGACUGAUGACUGAACUUCCUAGAAGAUAAAAGCGAAUGAGCUACAGUUCUUCAGUUUGAAUAAAAAUACAAUCAUGGUUUGAAUGACAACUGUCAUUUUAUACAACAACUUAAUUUAAACCUGAAUUAUCGAACCCUUUCCAUUUGAAUAUGGAGUCACAUUGGCAAAGCUUUGAGCUACCACCAAGCCCGUUCUUAGCUCAUGAGAACAUGACAAACUUCAGAGGCCUGUACUUCGAGGUCAGCGGGGUCACUUCAGGGUCAAAUCUGGGCACUACGAAGGUCGCUCACUUCUGACUGGGGAGGAGAUGGCCACGGUAACUUGUGCUAAACACCGAGGCUGUAGGUCAUAUUGGGGAUAAGAGAUCCAUUUGUUGUUUCCUGGACAAUUUAAUUUGAAGAUAUCCAUGAAAGAUUUACAUUGUGCUUCACUGAUAACAACAGAGACUUAUAACAGGUUAUAAAAUAUAGUGACACACUUAUGAUGGAGAGAUAUUAUAAGCCUUUAAGUCUCUCUAAGUCGUUCAUAUUUCUGUCGUCGUUCAUAAGUAUGUAACAUAUUGCUAUCGGUUGACGGUAGACUUGACCAUGUUUGUGAUUGGUUCAUGCUGGUAACCCUGCCCCUUACAUGUGAACUCGCUCAUAGAAACUCUGGGUUGACUUGUCAUAUUAAUAACCAGCUUUGUGUUACCUCUAAGCAUGACCUCCUUUUGUUAUGGUUGGUAUAGCCGAAUAACAAAAGCACUUUCUGCGUAGUACAGGCCUCUGAUGUCAUUCUGUCUUUAAGUUGAACUUCUAACUCACAUUCACAACGUCAUAUCUGCCAAAGUAACCCAAAAAAUACGCUAACCCUUUUCCUUUUUUGAAACAUCAAAACAUCUUUAAGUCUUGGAGUGUUAUGAUGUGAAGGUACUCUUAUAUAUCGAUAUUAUAGCCAUUAAGUUGCUAAUCACCAGUGCAAUCACCUCAUCACUUUCCCCCGUAUGACAAUCAUUAUAUGUUACUUCCUUUUGUCCCAUUGUUGUCAUAACUGUCUGCUUAACCUUUGUUUUGUAUGUGUUAUCAAUAUCAGUUAUUUCCUUUAAGGAAUAAGGUAAUCUCAAAAGUUUUUCUUUCAAAAUGUUACUAGAGUGUAGCUCUGCUACUGUUUUUGUACUUGUGUUUGUAUUUGCUAUUUGCUAAGUGCACAUCGAUCAGCUUAUCUGACAUUCCUUUAUGUUCAUGCUGACUAAAACCUUUCUGUUUGUGUGUUCAUCAUUUAUAUUUUGUUGUGAACAAAUGUGUUUGUUACAUACAAAGUGUACUUAAAGUACUUUCGGGCAGGUUUCCCUGAUAUAAAAAAAAAAAGACAAAUGAUGGGAGCUGGUCUCAGGUGCACUGAUGUCUUGAAGACUGAAGUCAUACACUGAUGUGUAUCGGCCUACCCACUAGUGGAAUGGUUUAAAAUGAGCAUCCACACCAACAUGAAUGAUGGGGGAUGUAAAGAAGUAAGCAAGGAGUGUGUCUUGUGAAAUAAUGGUGUGUGUGUUAUUUGGGUUUGCAGCCCAAACAGACUGUUUAAGGCGCUGUCAUGAAAUGGCCUUCGUACAUGUAAUUUCAUCAAAAUGAGUGCAUGUUGUUUUUAAGCAUUUUAUAUACUUGUUGCUGUCUGCCCUUAUAAGGAGCAUUGUUAUCUUUUUGUAGUGCAUUUCAGUGCAUGACGUUUCUUAAGUGCAUUUUAAAUGAUGUAUGAAAAAUUUUAUUUUAAUUUAACUGUUGUGGCUUUAAGUAUUUACCCUGAGCAGCUCCUAAACUGCAGAUCAGAUGAGAUUUUUCCAGCUUUGUGGAUUUAGUAUCUUAUGUUUAACAUUUUAUACUAUGUUAAUAUACCUUGUCAUUUUUUUUUUUGCACAUGUAAAGUAUGACCCUUCAAACAUUGAACAACAUUCAAACAACAUUCAUGUUCCGCUCAAGUUUGUCACAACCCUACAUUUCUACCUCAAAGUGAUAAAGAUAUGAAACAAAUGUAUGAAAGACUGAGCUUCUGUAUCAGCAUUCUAGUCUCUGAGGCGGGCUUCUCUGAAGCCACACAUUCUGACAGAAAUAAACAAUUCAUAGUGAAAUAU